Messenger RNA from Suillus fuscotomentosus, 2748 nucleotides. Its product is annotated as atromentin synthetase. The transcript has 7 exons. NCBI's taxonomy places the organism in Eukaryota, Fungi, Basidiomycota, Agaricomycetes, Boletales, Suillaceae. The record is from RefSeq and is a predicted model, not a curated record. Gene Ontology annotation, biological process: biosynthetic process. The coding region runs from base 1 to 2748 and encodes 915 amino acids.
AUGGCAGAACCUGAUUUCAACACAGUUCAUGACAUCAUCACUCAAGCUGUCAACCGCUAUCCAUUACACAAGAUUUCGUUCAUAACCUCCUCCGCACAUGACUCCUCCAUUCAGACAAAGACUUUCAGCGCAUUCAAUCAAUAUGUUCGUAACCUUGCACGCGCAAUGCUCGAGUGGGGAAAGCCUACUGGCUCAAUCAUUGUUGUAUACCUUACCGAACACGAAGAAAAUAUGGCUACCAUCUGGGCUUGUCUCAUGGCUGGCUAUGUCCCCUGCUUACAGCCCGUACUCAGUGCACAACAGGCGCACAAAGAGGCACAUGUUGCUCACAUCAAGAACCUGUUUGAAUCUGCAAUUUGGCUCACCAACGAGCUCGGUGCUGAACAGAUCAGUUCCAUUGACGGUCUGGAGGUUCACUUGUUCUCUGACCUGAAAGCUUCAGCAGAGACGUUCACGGUCCCAGCUGACUGGGUUGCGUUCGAGCCUAAGCCCGAUGAUCACGCAAUGCUCUUCCUGACUUCAGGUUCGACCGGUUUUUCAAAGGCGGUCGUGCACACGCACCGUACCAUUAUUGCUGCUUGCCAUGCCAAGGAGCUACGCUUUGGCCCGCCUUCUGAGUCUCGAGUCUUGAACUGGGUAGGAUUUGAUCACGUCGCAGGGUCUGUGGAAAUGCACGUUACACCUCUCCUAUAUGGUGCUUCGCAGGUCCAUGUGCAUGCAUCUGUUAUUUUGUCCGAUUCCGUUCGCAUGCUUCGUCUGAUCGACGAAAAUUCCAUUGGUCUAGCUUUCGCACCAAACUUUCUGCUAGCCAAGCUCACUCGCGAUCUUGAAAAGCGUACUGAUCUUUUCGGAUCUUUCGACCUAUCCUCCAUCAAGCGGAUCAUCAGCGGAGGUGAAGCGGUGGUCUCGAAGACCGCACAAACCUUCGCUGCUACCAUGAAAAAGCUUAGCAAGAACCCCUCCGCAGUGUCCUUCAUAGUCUCUGCUGGAUUUGGAAUGACAGAAACUUGUGGUGGCUGCAUUUUUGAUCCAGUCGAUAUUUUUACAACCAAACCUGCUCGCGAGUUCCUUGACCUUGGACGUCCCGUUACUGGUUGCGAAAUGCGCAUCGUUGACCCUGUCGAUGGCACUACUCCGCGCGCAGAUGGCGAGAGCGGUGAGCUUCAGGUUCGCGGACCGAUGCUUUUUGUAUGCUACUACAAAAACCCCGAGGCUACGUCUUCCAGCUUUAUUGAGGGUGGCUGGUACCGCACUGGUGAUGUAGGCAUCAUCGAAGGUGGCUCUAUGCGCCUUAUCGGUCGCAUCAAGGACACUGUCAUCAUCCAUGGUGUCACAUAUGGUAUCCCCGAGCUCGAAACCCAUCUCCAGACUUUGGAAGGCAUCACGCACUCCUUCCUCGCUGCUGCUCCAUACCGUAUUCCCGGCCAGGAAACCGAAGGGUUCGUCAUUUUCUACUCGCCAUCUUUCGACCUCGAUGGAGCAGACGCGCCCAUGAAACUCUUUGCCACGCACCGUGCUUUACGCGAUAUCUCUGUCAAGAUGAUCACCCAGCCACCUCAAAUGAUCGUUCCCAUUCCUGUGAAGCAGAUGGAGAAGACAACCCUAGGGAAACUCUCCCGGUCUCGCCUCCUCAUCCUCCUUCAGAAAGGUGGGCUGGCGAAGCAUAUCGCCCGCGCUGACGAGCUUCUUAGCGAAGCACGCGGCGCUGCCUUCGUAGCACCCUCCACGAAAACGGAAAAGGCUCUUGCCAAGAUGUAUGCAGGUAUCCUCAACCUCGCAGACAACGAAGUGUCAGCGAACGAUAACUUCUUUGAAUUCGGUGGUACAUCUAUCGGUGUUCUCAGGCUCAAGCGUGAAGGAGAGGCGUACUUUGGCCUGCCUGAAAUCCCCGCCAUACAAAUCCUGAAGCACCCCGAUGAAUACGACCCCGCUGUUCCCCUCCAAGUGACCGGAGACAAGAUACCCAUCUUCUUCGUGCACCCUGGAGUCGGAGAGGUUCUUGUUUUCCUCAAUCUUGCCAAGUACUUUCAGAAUGAGUGUCCAUUCUAUGGGCUCCGUGCUCGUGGCUUCGAGCCUGGUCAGCCCUUCUUCACGUCCAUGGACGAGAUGGUUUCCUCUUAUACUGCAAGUAUAAGGAGGAUACAGCCAAUGGGACCAUAUGCCAUCGCUGGCUACUGCUACGGUGGUCUGAUGGCAUUUGAAGUGGUCAAGCGCCUGGAGGCCAUGGGCGAAGAAGUCAAGUUUUUCGGUCUCGUCAACGUUCCUCCUUAUAUCGCUCAGCAAAUGCACGACAUCGACCUCAUGUGUGCGCUCCACGUUGCGUUCUUCCUCGGUCUCAUAUCGAAGCAUGAUUCUGAGAGUAUGGUGCCCACUUUUAAACCGCUCACACAGAAGGAGAGGCUCGAGAUCGUGUGGAAUAUGUCGCCUCCUGAACGUCUCGCCGAGCUCCAGCUGACACCUGAAACUCUCGAACACUGGGUCAAAGUCUCUGCGUCUCUCUUGCGUUGUGGAAAGGGAUACACCCCAUCGGGCACAGCUCCUGUCAUCGAUAUUUUCUACGCCGUCCCGCCUCGUGGCCCGGAUGACAAGGUCAACUGGCUCAAGGAGCUCAAGCCAUGGAGUGCUUUCAGUCGCAGCGACCCAAUCUUUACCGAUGUGCCUGGAGAACACAACACGCUCAUGGACAUUGAUCAUGCCUCGCAGUUCCAGAAGCUCUUCCGCAGUCGUCUUGAGGCUCGUGGAGUGUAA